Molecule: messenger RNA, 1418 nt
Organism: Nanorana parkeri
Lineage: Eukaryota; Metazoa; Chordata; Amphibia; Anura; Dicroglossidae
Gene: MARCHF4
Product: membrane associated ring-CH-type finger 4
Exons: 4
Coding region: 121-1293 (390 amino acids)
Biological process (GO): protein ubiquitination
Molecular function (GO): ubiquitin-protein transferase activity; zinc ion binding
Source: RefSeq, a predicted model, not a curated record
GAAAGGGUCACGGCCUAAGGAGAGCACAAGGGGUUAAUAUAACGCACAAUCGUGGGUGCUGACCGGGGCCCCCGUGGCACUUUUUACCCCCCUUAUCUUUUUGGAGUGAAAGGCCCUCACAUGUUCUUGAGAACAGUCCUGCUUUUAUGGUGCUGUGGAUUACUGAGUCCAAGACAGAUGUCGCGCCACCAGGGUCUCCUCAAGUGCCGAUGCCGCAUGCUUUUCAAUGACUUGAAGGUCCUCCUGCUCCGGCGCCCACCGCAGACGCCCAGUUUGCCCAUGAACAGCACAGAAUGCGAUCUGGGUGCUGGAGGUGCUUUGGCAGCCAACAAUAACACGUUGACGGCCCUAGGGCGAGCUUGGAGGGUUCCGGGAAGCGGGGCGACUUCGGAGGAGGAUUGGUGCUACCCUGCCACGGCCCCGGGACUCCAGCACCAGCCCACGUCGGUGGUCAGUAGUACUUCCUCGGACGAGUUCUACAAAGGAAAAAAUGAGGACAGGUACUCAUUGGGGAGCCUGGACAGUGGUAUGAGGACACCUCUAUGCAGGAUUUGCUUCCAAGGACCUGAACAGGGGGAGCUGCUGAGUCCUUGCCGCUGUGACGGAUCUGUAAAGUGUUCGCACCAGCCCUGUCUUAUUAAAUGGGUCAGCGAGCGCGGAUCCUGGAGCUGUGAACUGUGUUAUUACAAGUACCACGUUAUUGCCAUAAGCACAAAAAACCCUCUUCAGGUAAAGUGGCAAGCCAUCUCCUUGACAGUCAUAGAGAAAGUACAGAUUGCAGCGGCCAUCUUGGGCUCCCUGUUCCUCAUCGCCAGCAUCUCGUGGCUCAUCUGGUCAACGUUCAGCCCGUCGGCAAAGUGGCAGCGGCAGGACCUGCUCUUCCAGAUCUGCUACGGAAUGUACGGCUUCAUGGACAUCGUCUGUAUAGGAUUGAUCAUUCACGAAGGACCUUCUGUUUAUAGGAUAUUUAAACGAUGGCAGGCCGUCAACCAACAGUGGAAGAUCCUCAAUUACGACAAAUCAAAAGACUUGGAGGACCAGAAACUGGGGACGUCCCACCGGCCUAGCGAGCGCAAUUCUUCCCAAACCAAUAACUCAGCCACCGCGGCUGGUACAGCCAAUAACUCCACCCCCGUUGACAGCGGUAACCAUAGUAACGGCCAUGCGGGUACCCUGUCGGACCAUCACUGUGCGUACACCCUAUUUCACAUCCUCAGCCAUCUUAGACCACACGAACAGAGAAGCCGAUCUAACGCCAACAGAGAGUUUGUCAUGAGAGUCACCACAGUCUGAGGUAAAUCCGGAGGCCUUAUCUGGCAAAUGCGUGCCUUUCUUUCACAACUAACACACUAGGCCUCAGCUGGACCUUCUCCAAGAUGGAAGGCGACAGAGGAAAGUGAUGGGCUGGUCCGGUCCAU